Molecule: messenger RNA, 243 nt
Organism: Iphiclides podalirius (scarce swallowtail)
Lineage: Eukaryota; Metazoa; Arthropoda; Insecta; Lepidoptera; Papilionidae
Source: the annotation of a GenBank genome assembly
AUGUGGCACCUGGGUAUUUGGAGGGCGAUUUCAUCCAUGCUGUCGAGGGGCUCGCUGAGCGGCCGCUCUAGAAGCCGCGAAGGGGCGGUGAUUGUGUCGGAGCCCAUGUUCUGUCUACUACUCCUAUUCCGCUCCCUUCUCUCCUCAGUGCGACGCAGAUUGCGUAGUCGGAAAAAGAACAUCGACAUCGUCCGACGCGAUGCACUGUCUGACAACGAUCGCCAGGUGUCCUUCUCACCUUUC